ACUUGUCUAUUGCAUAAAAAAAGGAAAAAAUUUUCAUAAAUUUUAUCAAGUUUUUUUCGUAUAGUUGGUAAAAAAAAAUUUUCUAAAGAAAUCAAGUUUAUUGCAAAAGUAAAAGAAAAGUGAACAAAGCAAUUGAAAAAGUAUAGAAAGUGUAUAUGCAUAACAAAUAUAUUUGAUAACACAUAUGUAUAUUUGAAGUGAAGCAAUAUUUAGUAUAUCUUGCAUCAUCUCUCUUGUGAUCAUCCGAAAGAAAAAAAAUUCGUCAAAUUGUCCGUCGAAAUAAACGAAUGCGGAAAUAAAGUGGUUUUUCAUUUGGAUGAAUGCGACCAUGAAGUAACAAAUCUACAUUGUAGUAAUUGACGUACCGCCAAACUAUAUUUUAUGGUUUACAACAGUAAGACAACUUGAUUAGCAUUCUAUAUACUCUUCAUAUCUAAUACAUAGCCAUCAGCUGGUUGAAGUCAUUCACCGUAUUUGUCACCGCAAACACCACACUUCAGAACGAAAACACAUCAAAGUUCAAGCGUUCAAUGUAACCUUUUUAUAUUAUUGGUUUUUUGAGAAACGAGAACUAAGGAGAGAGAUAUAGAGAGAGAAGGAGAUAGAAAAAUAAUAUCGUCGUGUCUGUGCACCAGUACUUAUCGAUUCGAUUUUUAAAAAAUAUUACUUUCAAAUGAUAUGAUGCCGGAACGAAAUUCAAAUUCGAAUUAUGGUUGCAUCUGUGUGACCGAUGACUUUUUAGUGUUAGAAUUGUCAAAAUUAGAAUCAUCAGUGCAUAGAAAAAUUAAUAAUUUCAAAAAGACUAUUUCGUAAAUUCGAUCGAGCAUACAACAACAACAAAAAAAUCACACAAAAUCCUUAGUUACUGUUUCGCCUCUUUUCGCCGUAAACCAAUUGUGAUAUCUAGAAGAAAAAAAACACACACACAUUUCCGCAAAAUACCUGUUAUAAUUAGAAAGAACUACAACGAGAUAGAUUAAUUUAGAACGAUAUAGCCACAAAUUUAAAUGCUAACCGUAAAAACUGAUAAUAAUAAAAUGGCUGCAAUGAAAACAAACGGAACCACUCGCAAGACGAACCUAUUUUCCCACAUUCGUUAUGAGCAUAUGGUUGCUGGAUUCUCUGGUGGUGUAACUUCAACGCUCAUCUUACAUCCAUUGGAUUUGAUCAAAAUUCGUUUCGCAGUGAACAAUGGUCGAACAACGACAGCACCGCAAUAUCGUGGCCUUAGUAGUGCGUUCAUCACAAUUUUUCGGCAAGAAGGUUUAAGUGGUCUAUACAAAGGUGUUACACCAAAUGUAUGCGGCUCGGGCAGUGCAUGGGGUUUUUACUUUUUGUUUUAUAACACCAUCAAAACUUGGAUACAAAAGGGUAAUACAACAACACCACUUGGUCCGACAUUGCAUAUGGUGGCGGCCGCUGAAGCGGGCAUUUUAACAUUGGUUAUGACAAAUCCAAUUUGGGUUGUAAAGACGCGACUAUGUUUACAGUACGGCCGAGAUGGUGAUACGCCGCAAACACGAUACAAGGGAAUGAUCGAUGCGUUAGGAAAAAUUUAUCGUGAAGAAGGUGUUCGUGGACUUUAUCGGGGUUUCAUUCCGGGCAUGUUUGGCGUUAGUCAUGGUGCUAUCCAAUUUAUGACAUAUGAAGAAAUGAAAAACAAGUACAAUCAGUAUCGACAGGUUCCGAUUGAUACGAAAAUGGGGACAACCGAGUAUUUAGCAUUUGCAGCAAUAUCUAAGUUGAUAGCAGCUGCUGUCACAUAUCCAUAUCAAGUAGUUCGGGCACGGAUGCAAGACCAUCAUCAUACGUAUGCGGGCACAUGGGAUUGUAUAAGGCAGACAUGGAGAUUCGAAUCUUGGCGCGGUUUCUAUAAAGGAUUGGGCGUUAAUAUUUUACGAGUCACACCGGCCACAGUCAUUACAUUUAUUACCUAUGAGAAUAUCGCACACUAUCUUAUGAACAAAAACAAAAUUUAAUUGCCGAAAUAGUAUCGAUGCCAUUCAUCGAACGAAAUCAGUGGCUAUUUUCAGUUUUUUGCAAUUAGCCAAAUACCAAAUCUUAUAUCAAAAUAAAUGAAAACAUUACAAACAA
Messenger RNA from Contarinia nasturtii (swede midge), 2094 nucleotides. RefSeq names its product mitochondrial folate transporter/carrier. NCBI's taxonomy places the organism in Eukaryota, Metazoa, Arthropoda, Insecta, Diptera, Cecidomyiidae. Bases 1008 to 1979 code for a protein of 323 amino acids. The transcript is spliced from 6 exons. Gene Ontology annotation, biological process: nucleotide transport; folate import into mitochondrion; mitochondrial transport. Gene Ontology annotation, molecular function: FAD transmembrane transporter activity; folic acid transmembrane transporter activity. The record is from RefSeq and is a predicted model, not a curated record. Gene Ontology annotation, cellular component: mitochondrion; mitochondrial membrane.